GAGGGAGCGAGGCUGUGGCGGCGCCCCAGAGCCGAGGGGACGCGCGGGCCUGGCGCCGCGGGAGCACACGGCUGCGGAGGAGACCCGGGGCUCGCGGCCCGGGGUGGGAGAGCUCGGCCUUUCGACUGCCCGCCUCAGAGGCCGCCGGCCGCUUCUCUCGCCCGGAGUGGCCGCCGCCCUUGGAGACUCGUUGUGACACGGGCCUAAGCCGCCGCGGGCGUCCGGUCCGGACCUCUGAGACCCGUCGGGCCCGGCCGGGUGGGGACGAGCGUCCGGGCAGGUGCCGUCCCCAGAGGGCCGGCCGGGGGCCAGGCGCCCACCCGCGCGGUCUGCGGGUCGGGCUUGGCGGAGGGGCCGUCCGCGCAGCACCCCCAGCCGGGGGCCGGGGCCCGAGUCGCCACCCCGCCCUCUCCGGGGACCGCCCGGCCGGAGCGGCGGGAGCCGGGAGACCCCGCGCCCGCCGCCGCAGCCCGCCAGGCUCGCGCGGGAGAGAAGGGAGGAGAAACUUUGGCUUUUAUUGUUUUUAGUCCUUAAGUGCAAGGAUCUGUGUGUUGGGUGGAAGAAUGUCCUUCUUCAAUUUCCGUAAGAUCUUCAAGUUGGGGAGCGAGAAGAAGAAGAAACAGUACGAACAUGUGAAGAGGGACCUGAACCCCGAGGAGUUUUGGGAAAUUAUAGGAGAAUUGGGCGACGGAGCCUUUGGGAAAGUGUACAAGGCCCAGAAUAAAGAGACCAGUGUUUUAGCUGCUGCAAAGGUGAUUGACACCAAAUCUGAGGAAGAACUUGAAGAUUACAUGGUUGAGAUUGAUAUAUUAGCAUCUUGUGAUCAUCCAAAUAUAGUCAAGCUUCUAGAUGCCUUCUAUUAUGAGAACAAUCUUUGGAUCCUCAUUGAAUUUUGUGCAGGUGGAGCAGUAGAUGCUGUGAUGCUUGAACUUGAGAGACCAUUAACUGAGUCCCAAAUACAAGUAGUUUGCAAGCAGACUUUAGAGGCAUUGAACUACUUACAUGAUAAUAAAAUCAUCCACAGAGAUCUAAAGGCGGGCAACAUUCUUUUUACCUUAGAUGGAGAUAUUAAAUUGGCGGAUUUUGGAGUAUCAGCUAAAAACACGAGGACAAUUCAAAGAAGAGAUUCCUUUAUUGGCACACCAUAUUGGAUGGCUCCUGAAGUAGUCAUGUGUGAAACGUCUAAGGACAGACCUUAUGACUACAAGGCUGAUGUUUGGUCUCUGGGUAUCACUUUAAUAGAAAUGGCUGAGAUAGAACCACCUCAUCAUGAAUUAAAUCCAAUGCGAGUGCUGCUAAAAAUAGCAAAAUCUGAGCCCCCUACUUUAGCACAGCCAUCAAAAUGGUCUUCAAAUUUUAAGGACUUUCUAAAGAAAUGCUUGGAAAAGAAUGUGGAUGCUAGGUGGACUACAUCUCAGCUGCUGCAGCAUCCCUUUGUUACUGUUGAUUCCAACAAACCAAUCCGAGAAUUGAUUGCAGAGGCAAAGGCUGAAGUAACAGAAGAAGUGGAAGAUGGCAAAGAGGAAGAUGAUGAGGAGGAAACCGAAAAUUCUCUGCCAAUACCUGCAAGUAAGCGUGCUUCCUCUGACCUUAGUAUCGCCAGCUCUGAAGAAGAUAAACUUUCACAAAAUGCUUGUAUUUUGGAAUCUGUCUCAGAAAAAACAGAACAUAAUCCUUCUGAAGAUAAAUUUAUCAACAAAAUUCCUAAUGAAAAACCCACCAUUGAUGAGCCUGAAAAGGCUGCGGAGGGUGUUAAUGAACAUGUUAAUGAUGCUCGUGUAGAAGCUGUGACUGAACUCCAUAACAGAACAACAGUAAUCAAGGAGAAUGGGAGGGAAGAGAAGAGACCCAAGCUUGAAAAUCCUUCUGACACAGAAGACCAAGAAACCAUGGACAUUAAUUCAGUCAGUGAAGGAAAAGAGAAUAAUAUAAUAACAUUAGAGUCAAAUAUUGAAUAUAGUCUGACACCUGAGGAAGAAAGGGAUCAGGAAAAGCAACAGAUGUUUGAAAAUAAACUUAUAAAGUCUGAAGAAAUUAAAGAUACUACUAUUCAGACAAUGGAUUUAGUUUCUCAAGAGACUGGAGAAAAAGAGGCAGAUGUUCAGGUAAUUGACAGUGAAGUUGGGCUUACAAAGGAAGAUACCCAAGAGAAAUUGGGAAAAGAUGACAAAACUCAGGAAGAUGUGAUCAGUGAUAUAAGCAAUGUGGUGGGAACAAAUGAGGCAGUAGAUGUUGCCUGGAAGGCAGCUGAAAACAGUGCUGGCAGUGGUCAGAGUAACGAUGCGAAAGAAGGAGUGGAAAUAGUCCAGAAGUUAAAUAAGCCUGCGGAGGGUCCUGAGGCUAGUGGUACUGAGGAAGUUCCUACAAAAGAAAUAGUUGAAACUAAUGAGGUAGAUAAAAAAUCUGUAGAAGGUAAAACUGACGAACCAGUAAUCAACAGUUUAGAGAACAUAUUGAAGACCAAUGAGGAACCAGGGACAAAUGAAAUUGAGGAAAUUAUUGAGACAAAUAGCACUGAAGAAACAGAAGUCAGAAGUGCAGUGAUUGAUACUGACCGAAAGGAUUUAGGAAGUGAAACUCGGGACGCUCAUAAAGUCACUACUCAGAUAGAUAUAGGAAAGAAAGAAAUUCCAUAUGAAGUGCCAAUUAAAAUGGAACCUCAAGUUACUGAAGCUUCACAGCCCAGUCAACCUCAGCCUGUUCCAAUACCCAGUAUUAAUAUUAACUCUGAAGAUGCAGAAAAUAAAGGAGAAAUAGGUGCUUUAUCAAAAACUGAAACCAUUCUACUACCUGAAUCUGAGAAUCAAAAGGAAAAUGAUGCUGAUUCAGGCACUGGCUCCACUGCUGAUAAUAGCAGCGCUGACUUGAAUUUAUCCAUCUCUAGUUUCCUAAGUAAAAGUAAAGACAGUGGAUCAAUAUCUUUACAGGAAACAAGAAGACAAAAGAAAACAUUGAAGAAAACACGCAAAUUUAUUGUUGAUGGUGUAGAAGUGAGUGUAACAACGUCAAAGAUAGUUACAGACAGUGAUUCCAAAACUGAAGAAUUGAGGUUUCUCAGACGUCAGGAACUCCGGGAAUUAAGAUUUCUUCAAAAAGAAGAGCAGAGAGCCCAACAACAGCUCAACAGCAAACUGCAGCAACAACGAGAACAAAUUUUCCGGCGCUUUGAGCAAGAAAUGAUGAGUAAAAAGCGACAAUAUGACCAGGAAAUUGAGAAUCUAGAAAAACAGCAGAAACAGACUAUUGAACGCCUAGAACAAGAACAUACAAAUCGCUUGCGAGAUGAAGCCAAACGUAUUAAAGGAGAACAAGAGAAAGAGCUGUCCAAAUUUCAGAAUAUGCUAAAGAACCGAAAGAAAGAGGAGCAAGAAUUUGUUCAGAAGCAACAACAAGAAUUAGAUGGCUCUUUGAAAAAGAUCAUCCAACAACAGAAGGCAGAAUUAGCCAACAUUGAAAGAGAGUGCCUGAACAACAAACAACAGCUCAUGAGAGCCCGAGAAGCUGCAAUUUGGGAGCUUGAAGAACGACACUUACAAGAAAAACACCAGCUGCUCAAACAGCAACUUAAAGAUCAGUAUUUCAUGCAAAGGCAUCAGCUACUUAAGCGCCAUGAGAAGGAAACAGAACAAAUGCAGCGUUACAAUCAACGACUUAUUGAGGAAAUGAAAAACAGACAGACUCAAGAAAGAGCAAGAUUGCCCAAGAUUCAACGCAGUGAAGCCAAGACUCGGAUGGCCAUGUUUAAGAAAAGUUUGAGAAUUAACUCAACAGCCACACCAGAUCAGGAUCGUGACAAAAUUAAACAGUUUGCUGGACAAGAAGAAAAGAGGCAGAAAAAUGAGAGAAUGGCUCAGCAUCAAAAACAUGAAAAUCAAAUGCGAGAUCUUCAGUUGCAGUGUGAAGCCAACGUCCGAGAACUGCAUCAACUACAGAAUGAAAAAUGCCACCUCUUGGUUGAGCAUGAGACACAGAAAUUAAAGGAGUUAGAUGAGGAACACAGCCAAGAAUUAAAAGAGUGGAGAGAGAAAUUGAGACCAAGGAAGAAGACACUGGAAGAAGAGUUUGCCAGGAAACUGCAGGAACAGGAAGUGUUCUUUAAAAUGACUGGGGAGUCUGAAUGCCUUAACCCAUCAGCACAGAGCCGGAUUUCGAAAUUUUAUCCUAUUCCCAGCUUGCAUUCCACUGGAUCAUAACAAUGGGAAGCAUUCUUUGAUUGGGUUUGGCUUUUUAAAUAUAUCAUUCUAUUCUCUUCAUCUUCUGCCACACUCUGUAUCAUAUAGCUCAUGAAGACAAUCACCUGCCUCACCUUCUAGGUGUUUUUUUAUGUUGGGGUUUUUUUAAAAAGCAAAGAUGAAGGGAAAACAAACUAAGACAGAUAGAUGCUAGGCCAUGUUGGCAAAGUAGCAUCUUGCAGUAAUUCCCUAAGGUGAUUUUGUAUAUUAAUCUUAAAAAUUGUGUUCUUUAGACACUGUUACCUGAAAAGCUGUUAGAGAAAUAAUGUUUAAAGUUAUUAAAAAAAAAAACAAAAAACCUGUUACAUCACUAAGUAUUAAUAAAUAUCUUUUUACCUGACCUAACUUCUCAACAAUGCCUAAAUUCUAUAGUUGAAACUCUGCUGUAGAGUUCAAAUAAUUUUCUUUUGGUAAAUCAGCACUCAUAAAAAAGGUAUGAGAUGCUCAAAAUAUGUUAUUGAUUCAGUAAAUAAAUAUAUAUUAUCUUUAAAUAGGGACAAUCUCUUUUAAAAGAGAAAAAUUAUUUCAGUAAUUUGUCUAAAAUAAUUAUCUGUUUAGGCGUAAGAUAGUGUCUAAAACACUAAAUUUCAAUCAAGUCUAAAAUAGGAUCUUUUUUUUUUUUUUUUGAUCAACAGGGACAAAGCACACUUAGCAUUAAACAUUAUUGAUUUAAAAAUCUUCCUCCUACCAGCCAGCUGUUGAAAAAAACAAAAAAAUCUUGCUCCAGUUACCAUUUGAUAGAAAUUUUCAUCCUAAAAUAUAUGUUGUCCAGAGUUUGGAAAGAUGAAGCAAAAGGUAGAUUUUAGAUGUGCAGAUUGGAAAUGUAAAACUCACCAAAUUAAGAGUAAUAUAGAUUUAGCUGUUUCACUUUAUUUCCUAAAGUAAUACAUCAGCUUGUUAAAUGACUUCUCUCCAUUUAGCAAAUUCUGUUUGUUUAAAACUCUGUCAGAGCCCUGCAGGCUCUGAGUUUUAUAUAUAUAAAUAUAUUUUCUGAAAGUCAUUUUAAAA
Messenger RNA from Cynocephalus volans (Philippine flying lemur), 5240 nucleotides. RefSeq names its product STE20 like kinase (gene SLK). The record is from RefSeq and is a predicted model, not a curated record. The transcript has 18 exons. Gene Ontology annotation, molecular function: ATP binding; protein serine/threonine kinase activity; protein binding. Lineage: Eukaryota; Metazoa; Chordata; Mammalia; Dermoptera; Cynocephalidae. The coding region runs from base 564 to 4193 and encodes 1209 amino acids. Gene Ontology annotation, biological process: protein phosphorylation.